AUGCGGCCGCCGGCGGGGGAAGGACGCGGCGCCGCGGCGGUUGGAUUCGGCAGGAGACAGCGGGCGGCGCGGCAGGAGAUGGAGACGGCUGCGCUGCGUCUGCGUGUCGCGACUCGCGACUGUUGGAGGCGGAGGGAAACGGCGGGGUGCUGGAGGAGGGGCGGUGAGGGUGGCCGGUGCUAUGGUGAAGGGCGGCGACGGUGA
Linum trigynum is the source of this 204-nucleotide messenger RNA. NCBI's taxonomy places the organism in Eukaryota, Viridiplantae, Streptophyta, Magnoliopsida, Malpighiales, Linaceae. The record is from the annotation of a GenBank genome assembly.